AGCAAAAGAAAGAGUGGGCAGCCACUCUGGUGCACUCUGGUGGUGCUUGCAGCAGCGUCACUGUUUGCUUGAUCUCCAAACAGUUCAACUGUGGCAUUGUGGCUCAUGCAAGAUUCAGGGAAAACACUGCAAACUGAUCCCAGUGGAUGGAUCUAAAUGGACAAGACUGGGUGUUCUUCUCUGAAACUUUUUUUCCCCCCUUGAUAUUUGGACGUUAUCCUUGGAUUCACAAAAGUGCUGCGACUCCAUGAACUAAUAUUGUUUCAGCUUUACGGACAGUUUGGAUACACCUCAUUGGAAAUCAUGUUGUUGCUGCCUAGACCAGGAGGACCUCCACAAACAAUCACACCUUUGGAAACAUGGAGAGCCCCCAAUGUCUUUUGAACACUCACAAACGAGACUUCCCAAUGUGUGAAAUGUGAGCAGUGGCAGCGAAGUGAAGAAUACCUAUUAUUUUGUGAGUAAAACUACAACAACUGAAUUUUGAUCAGAUUUAUGAUGCUUGUAAAAAGUGCACAUUUCAGUCUUUUGUUAACUUUGAGGUGAAAAACGAAUUUUCAACCAGUGAAUAAUGGAUGGAAACCUGAGCGCUUCAGCAUCCUUGGGGAUUAACGCAACAAAAUCCUACCAUGAUGCUGCGGGACCCUGGAGCCUCAUCAUACUGGUCAUUAUCAUACUGACCAUCGUGGUAGGCAACCUGCUGGUCAUCAUUGCUGUGGCGCGGACCUCACAACUGCAGACUACGACAAACAUCUUCAUCAUGUCCCUGGCGUGCGCGGACCUCAUCAUGGGGGUCCUCGUGGUGCCUCUGGGGGGUACAAUUGUGGUGACGGGCGACUGGCAGCUCAGUGACACAUUUUGUGAGUUCUGGACUUCUGUGGACGUCCUGUGUGUCACUGCGAGCAUCGAGACGCUGUGUGUCAUAGCAGUGGACCGGUACAUAGCCAUCACGAGGCCGCUUCGACACAAGGUUCUACUCAAUAAGUGGCGCGCCAGAGUAAUAGUUUGUUUAGUGUGGGUUGUGUCUGCCUUGAUUUCCUUUGUGCCAAUUAUGAAGGGGUACUGGCGUGCAGCAGAGGACCCUGAAGCACAGAGGUGCUACAGUGACCCUGCAUGCUGUGACUUUGUGACCAACUGGGCCUUUGCAAUUAUAUCUUCUAUAGUGUCUUUUUACAUCCCACUGCUCAUAAUGAUAUUUGUGUAUGCAAGAGUCUUUCUAAUAGCUACGCGGCAGGUCAAGCUCAUAGAUAGGAAUCGCAUGCGUUUCCAGAAUGAGUUCACGACAGCACAGAUACAGGUUUGCCCCCACAGCAAUACUAUCCUACCGUCGGUGUGUGUGGGUUCCUGCGGCGGCAACAGUGCAGUGAGGAGAAAGAGCAGCAAGAGAAGGCCGUCGCGGCUAAUACUGGUCAAAGAGCAUAAGGCCCUCAAGACUUUGGGUAUCAUCAUGGGGACCUUCACAGUGUGCUGGCUCCCGUUUUUCGUCGCCAACAUCAUCAACGCUUUUAACAGAGACGUUCCCCCCGAGAGGAUUUUCCGACUGUUGAACUGGCUGGGUUACAUCAACUCCGGCCUCAACCCUAUCAUCUACUGCAGGAGUCCAGAGUUUCGCACUGCGUUCAAGAGCCUGCUGGGCUGUCCGUGGCUGUCCACGCUGCGGCUCAAUACUCUCUACAAAGAGCUGCGGACUCGCUGCUCCUGCUUCCUGUGGCAGGCUGAGUCAGGCACAGCUGGCUCUUUCCAGAAGUCACCCACCAGUAGGACUGAGGGCAACGAGAGCCUGGCUAGCUCACAGGGAAGCAGCAAGAGUGAGGAGGCUUCCCCUGGUCCUCCGCAGUCCAACGGCAGCACACAAUUCAGUGACUUAUCAGAACCAGAGAGCAAAUCCUUCACACGGACGGAUGAACGGUAAAACGUCGAGCUGCCGAAGCAGACAAUGUUCUCCUGCGCUGUUGCGAUUCCUGCGAAGGGGCUGAGACCUAAACAUCAGCGCAAAAAGGAGCGGGAGACGAGCGCGACCACUGGCCCCGAUGAACGUAGACGAACCCCAAAGAGACGACUGGACUGUCUGCACAGAAGCAGGGGGGAACACGGGGACUGUCUCUGUACACAGGAGAUAGCCUGCUGUGAGUCGGCACUUCACAGACGUUAGCUGACACCACAGUUGAACUUCUGAAUGCUGUCUGAAUGAGACAAGUCUUAGCUGCAAGGAUUACAUGCAUUCCGGCAGGCCUUUGGACACAGUGCACGUGGCCUGCGCUUUCAAAAUAACAUCAUAAAAACAUCAUUUUGUAUAGUAUAUUAUCUGGUAAGUUAUGUAUUUAUGAUACACUGAAUCUGUAGCACAGCUACAGCAAAAGGCUGUCUCUGCUUUUCAUCGGUGUAAUUUUAAGCUGAAUCAAAAGGGCUGUGCAUCCAUAGACUCAACUCUGGUAUGUGUUGUCAGUCUUAUUCUUUCGGUUUUGGACUCUGUAUCAGUACAUGAAUUUAUUUAUCUUAAAUCCCCUGAGUCUACGUAUCUAAGGUUGAACCAAGGCUCUAAAAAAAAGGUCUGUUACAGUCCUAUCUCAACCAAAAUAAUUACAGUUUAAACAUCAGUAUGAAUCGUUACGCAAGGUAUAGUCCAACUGCAGGUGGACGUAGCAACAUCAGCUACCCUUUUUUUAUUUUUACUUUGGGGAGUGGCCAUGGUAUAAGCUCAAUAACACACUCUGAAAUGUUCAAAUAUAGAAAAAUAAUGAUAUAAUAAUGGACGUGACAUCAGCAUUAUUUUGCUGUGUCGGGACUCCUUGUCGUGUAUUAUUACUUACACCACAUCAUCUGUUGCAUUGAGAAAUAAAAUAUUAUAAAACUGUG
Molecule: messenger RNA, 2856 nt
Organism: Scophthalmus maximus (turbot)
Lineage: Eukaryota; Metazoa; Chordata; Actinopteri; Pleuronectiformes; Scophthalmidae
Gene: adrb3a
Product: adrenoceptor beta 3a
Exons: 2
Coding region: 572-1912 (446 amino acids)
Biological process (GO): positive regulation of heart contraction; adenylate cyclase-activating adrenergic receptor signaling pathway; norepinephrine-epinephrine-mediated vasodilation involved in regulation of systemic arterial blood pressure
Cellular component (GO): membrane
Molecular function (GO): beta3-adrenergic receptor activity; beta1-adrenergic receptor activity; epinephrine binding
Source: RefSeq, a predicted model, not a curated record